Molecule: messenger RNA, 513 nt
Organism: Aureobasidium melanogenum CBS 110374
Lineage: Eukaryota; Fungi; Ascomycota; Dothideomycetes; Dothideales; Saccotheciaceae
Exons: 1
Coding region: 1-513 (170 amino acids)
Source: RefSeq, a predicted model, not a curated record
AUGUCAAACCCUGCCGAUCCGUAUCUCAUUUCACAAUCCCCCGAAUACUUAGGUGGUGAGCGUGGUGCUUUUCCUCUUGGUUCUUCUCAUCUUGCAGCAGUAGCUGCUGCUACUGCUGUUUCCACUCCUCAUAGUCGAGUGGGAGGUGGUGCUCUUCGUGCUAAAACAUCUGCUCCUCAUCUCGGUCGUGGUAUCUCUAAGCCUGCAGCUACUAGUCGUCGUCCUCUUCCAUCUACUACUCGUCCUGCCUUUCCUUUUUCUGUUCGUGGUCGUAAAAGUGUCGGUGGACCUAUCUUUGAACAUGGUGGUUGGCGUCCAGGUGAACAUUCUUCCCCUACUGUUCCUCUUUCCGUUUCAAGUUCUCCCGAUGCCUUUGGUCCUGCUCAACAUGCCAUUGUACAGCUACAGAGACCUCAGCAACUACCUCAGCAACUACCUCAGCAACAGCAUUUCUCAACCGACAAGGAUUGGAGAAGCUUUGGUCCUGGCCCCCAGCAUCAGCCGCAGCGUUGA